UAGGUGAUGACAAAGGUGAAGAUUUUGUAGAAUUUAAAACCAUGUCACUUGAAGUGAAAAUGCCAACAGUAAAUAACCAUUUGCCAUCUUUAUUGGAACUUAAUGAGAAUGAGGAAGAAAAGGUUCCUUACACACCCACUUCUUUAGAGAGUCUACAUCAGCUACACAAGAAACUACUUCUCCUUGAGAGGAAAGAAUCAGGAACAGAAGAGUCAUUGGAUGGAAGUGUGAUAAGUGAUAUAGAAGGUGGUGAGGUAACAAUUGAUAAGUUAAAAUCAGCAUUGAAAUCUGAAAGGAAAGCCUUAAGUACUCUAUAUGCAGAACUUGAAGAAGAGAGAAGUGCAUCUGCUAUAGCAGCCAAUCAAACAAUGGCAAUGAUAAAUAGGCUUCAAGAAGAGAAAGCAGCAAUGCAGAUGGAAGCCUUGCAGUAUCAAAGAAUGAUGGAAGAACAAUCUAAGUAUGAUCAUGAGGCUUUGCAACUCUUGAAUGAGCUCAUGAUGAAGAGGGAGAAAGAGAAGCUAGAGCUAGAAAAGGAGCUUGAAGUAUAUAGAAAGAAGGUUCAUGAAAAGAUGAUGAUGUCAAGAAGAGAUGGUAGCAUGAGAAGCAGAACUUCAUCUCCCUCUUGUAGCAAUGCUGAAGAUAGUGAUGGAUUGUCCAUUGACUUGAAUCACGAAGCAAAGGAGGAAAACAGGUUUUAUAGUCAUCAAGAUCAAGAAUGA
Glycine soja is the source of this 719-nucleotide messenger RNA. RefSeq names its product myosin-binding protein 3-like. The record is from RefSeq and is a predicted model, not a curated record. The coding region runs from base 42 to 719 and encodes 225 amino acids. Lineage: Eukaryota; Viridiplantae; Streptophyta; Magnoliopsida; Fabales; Fabaceae. The transcript has a single exon. Gene Ontology annotation, molecular function: myosin binding.